UGCAGGCAGCCCUGGUCGCGAAAAAUUCACGGCCAAAAUUCGCGGUCAUUAUCAAAAUCGCGGAAGUCUCUAGUUUUAUGUAAUGUUUAGGUGACGCGGAAUAAUCCCCAAUCUGAGCGCUAAUUGUCCUACUUCGCUAUGUUUUAUUACCACCUCGGGGUCGUGGUCCGUUGCUCGCGGCAGAAGCCGCUGAUAUUGUGGGCGCCCGUCUGCCACAUGAGUGGACUCAGCCCGAUGAAGGAAUAUCAGCAGCGCGUCAGUUCUGGGCAACUGAUGACGGAUGAAAGGCAGUCCCAAACAAUGAAGGAGCUGGAUGCACUGUACCACAAGAUUCAAGGAUACAGACCCAGUUACAGGUCGGGUGGCGGCGGUGGCUUUUUUAGCUCCCUCUUCGGCCGGAAAUCCAACGAAGAAGAUGAUCUUGACGAUCCCAAUGCUGGCAGCCACGCCCCUCAGGGUCUGUAUCUCUAUGGCAGCGUGGGAGUGGGAAAAACCACGCUGAUGGACCUGUUCUUUGACUGCUGCACCAAAAUCGAUCGCAAGCAGCGCGUUCACUUCACGUCUUUUAUGAACAGCGUGCACACCCGAAUCCACGAAGCUAAACUUAAACAGGGACCUGUUGAUCGAGCCUUCAAUUCGGAGAAGCCCCACCCUUUUGAUCCCACAAAACCUGUGGCUGACUUGAUUGCCAGCGAAUCCUGGUUGAUUUGCUUCGAUGAGUUCCAGGUGACGGACAUAGCUGACGCAAUGGUGCUGAAGCGCCUAUUCACCCACCUCUUUCGGCAUGGCAUUGUAGUUGUAGCUACCAGCAAUCGACAUCCGGAGGAUCUCUACAAGAACGGCCUGCAGCGCACAAACUUCCUGCCCUUCAUUGGACUGUUACAGCGACGAUGCAAGGUAUCUCAAUUGGAUUCCAUUGACUACCGGCGGAUAGCUCAGUCUGGUGAUACCAACUACUUCGUGAGAGGUCAAACGGAUGCCGAUGGUAGCAUGAACCGCAUGUUUAAGAUCCUUUGCGCCGAAGAGAACGAUAUUAUCAGGCCGCGAACACUGACUCACUUCGGAAGGGAUUUGACCUUUAAUCGCACCUGUGGUCAGGUACUGGACAGCACCUUUGCAGAACUAUGUGAUCGCCCCUUGGCUGGUAGCGAUUUUCUGCAGAUCUCGCAGUUCUUUCACACCGUCCUCAUCCGAGAUGUGCCCCAGUUGACCCUGGAUGUGAAGGCGCAGAUGCGGCGCUUCAUAACGCUCAUAGAUACCCUGUAUAAUAAUCGAGUGCGUGUGGUCAUAUCGGCCGACGUUCCGCUGGAAAGUUUGUUUAGUUUCACUGGAGGUUCCAAAAGUCUAUCCGAUUCUGAGAGGACAUUAAUGGACGACUUAAAAAUAAACGAAUCUAAAGCCAGUUUUUUCACCGGUGAGGAAGAGCUUUUUGCUUUCGAUCGCACAUUAUCUCGACUCUACGAAAUGCAGAAGCGGGAAUACUGGGAGCAAUGGGCCAAACAUCGCUAAACCCCCAUAUCACAAAGCAGUAGUUCAAUUAGCGCAAUUAAAUUAUUUGUUUUCUACCUCGAUGUCGCGGAAUUUUUCAAACAAAAUUUCUUGUACUUAUCAAAUCCCCUAUAAAAAAUGCAAUAUUAACAAUAGGUGCCUUUCGCAAGUAUUAAAGCAAUAAAAAAAUAGACAAAGUUA
This is a messenger RNA of Drosophila eugracilis, 1689 nucleotides long. RefSeq names its product putative ATPase N2B. Bases 139 to 1509 code for a protein of 456 amino acids. The record is from RefSeq and is a predicted model, not a curated record. Lineage: Eukaryota; Metazoa; Arthropoda; Insecta; Diptera; Drosophilidae. Gene Ontology annotation, cellular component: mitochondrion; cytoplasm. Gene Ontology annotation, molecular function: ATP hydrolysis activity; ATP binding. The transcript has 4 exons.